Pongo pygmaeus (Bornean orangutan) is the source of this 1485-nucleotide messenger RNA. RefSeq names its product serine/threonine-protein phosphatase 2A 56 kDa regulatory subunit gamma isoform-like. Gene Ontology annotation, biological process: signal transduction; protein dephosphorylation. Gene Ontology annotation, molecular function: protein phosphatase activator activity. The record is from RefSeq and is a predicted model, not a curated record. Lineage: Eukaryota; Metazoa; Chordata; Mammalia; Primates; Hominidae. Gene Ontology annotation, cellular component: nucleus; cytosol; protein phosphatase type 2A complex.
AACGAGAAGGAGAAAGAAUCACUAAAAGCAGGGAAGAGUGGAAAAAGUUCAAAAGAAGGACAAGACACAGUAGAAUCAGAGCAAAUUUCCGUCAGGAAAAACAGCCUUGUUGCUGUCCCGUCUACAGUGUCUGCUAAAAUAAAAGUAGCCAUCUCUCAGCCCAUAAUGAAGAAAGACAAAUGGCAAAAUUCUUCAGGGUUUAGCGCAAGCAAUAAUAGAGAACUUCAAAACCUACCAUCCUUAAAAGAUGUUCCUCCUGCUGAUCAAAAGAAGCUUUUUAUCCAGAAGUUGUGUCAGUGUUGCGUCCUUUUUGACUUUGUUUCUGAUCCACUAAGUGACCUAAAGUGGAAGGAAUUAAAACGAGCUGCUUUAAGUGAAAUGGUAGAAUAUAUCACCCAUAAUUGGAAUGUGAUCACAGAGCCUGUUUACCCAGAAGUAGUCCAUAUGUUUGCAGUUAACAUGUUUCGAACAUUACCACCUUCCUCCAAUCCUACGGGAGCAGAAUUUGACCCAGAGGAAGAUGAACCAACGUUAGAAGCAGCCUGGCUUCAUCCACUUGUUUAUGAAUUUUUCUUAAGAUUUUUAGAGUCUCCAGAUUUCCAAUCUAAUAUAGCAAAGAAAUAUAUUGAUCAGAAGUUUGUAUUGCAGCUUUUAAAGCUCUUUGACAGUGAAGAUCCUCGGGAGAGAGAUUUUCUUAAAACCACCCUUCACAGAAUCUAUGGGAAAUUCCUAGGCUUGAGAGCUUACAUGAGAAAACAGAUAAAUAAUAUAUUUUAUAGGUUUAUUUGUGAAACAGAGCAUCAUAAUGGCAUAGCAGAGUUACUGGAAAUAUUGGGAAGUAUAGUUAAUGGAUUUGCCUUACCACUAAAAGAAGAACACAAGAUUUUCUUAUUGAAGGUGUUACUACCUUUGCACAAAGUGAAAUCUCUGAGUGUCUACCACCCCCAGCUGGCAUACUGUGGAGUGCAGUUUUUAGAAAAGGACAGCACCCCCACAGAACCAGUGGUGAUGGCACUUCUCAAAUGCUGGCCAAAGACUCACAGUCCAAAAGAAGAAUUAGAAGCGAUUUUAGAUGUCAUUGAACCAUCAGAAUUUGUGAAGACCAUGGAGCCCCUCUUCCGGCAGUUGGCCAAAUGUGUCUCCAGCCCACACUUCCGGGUGGCAGAGCGAGCUCUCUAUUACUGGAAUAAUGAAUACAUCAUGAGUUUAAUCAGUGACAACGCAGCGAAAAUUCCGCCCAUCAUGUUUCCUUCCUUGUACCGCAACUCAAAGACCCAUUGGAACAAGAUAAUACAUGGCUUGAUAUACAACGCCCUGAAGCUGUUCAUAGAGAUGAAACAAAAGCUGUUUGAUGACCGUACACAACAGUUCAAAGCAGAGAAACUAAAAGAGAAGCUAAAAAUGGAAGUACGGGAAGAAGCAUGGGUUAAAAUAGAAAAUCUAGCCAAAGCCAAUCCCCAGGUACUAAAAACUAGAGUGACAUGA